CAUAAUUCCAAAUUCCCUUUCAAUCUUCAUUGUCUCUUCUUCACCUUUGCUAUUCACAAAGCUCGUUAAUGCAGCAAUGGAACCCAACCCCGAAGCCAUUGGAAUCAAAAUCUACACUACUACUCCACCAGAAGAACCUACCCAAAUCCCUUCCUCCCCACAGGCCGCUCCUCAAGUUGGGAAGAAAAGGCGAGCAGUUGCCAAGGGAGUGCAGAAAACCAUAUCCAAAACUUCAAUGCUCGUUAACUUCCUUCCAACCGGAACCCUUCUCACGUUUGAGAUGGUCCUCCCCUCCGUUUCCGGCAACGGCCAGUGCACGCCUGUUAGCACCCAAAUGAUCAAUGCCCUUCUGGGCCUCUGCACCCUCUCCUGCUUCUUCUUUCACUUUACCGAUAGUUUUCGAGGUCCCGAUGGGAAAGUCUACUACGGGUUCGUGACCCCGAAAGGUUUGGCGGUGUUCAAGGCCGGGCUUGGCGUCGAAGUUCCAAAGGACGAUAAGUACAAAGUUGGGUUAUCGGAUUUCGUCCAUGCAAUCAUGUCGGUGUUGGUUUUCGUGGCGAUUGCUUUCUCGGAUCAUCGAGUCACGGAUUGUCUUUUUCCUGGGCAUGCCAAGGAUAUGGAUGAAGUAAUGGAGGGUUUCCCUCUAAUGGUUGGGAUUAUCUGCAGUGCCCUUUUCUUGGUGUUUCCAAAUACUCGAUUUGGCAUCGGCUGCAUGGCUUCCUGAUUCUUAUUACUGCAUGGGUUUGAUCUGCUGCGAUGGAUAUAAUUGUUUGUUUUUGUUCUGGAUCCCUAGUACAUAUGUAUAUAUGUUCGUGUAUCAACUUUUGUAGGCUCCACAGUAUUAGCAAAUUAAUUAAUCAGGAUUUGUGUAAUCUUUUUGUUUUUCUUU
This is a messenger RNA of Carya illinoinensis, 889 nucleotides long. RefSeq names its product protein DMP9-like. Bases 77 to 724 code for a protein of 215 amino acids. The record is from RefSeq and is a predicted model, not a curated record. Gene Ontology annotation, biological process: endomembrane system organization. The transcript has a single exon. NCBI's taxonomy places the organism in Eukaryota, Viridiplantae, Streptophyta, Magnoliopsida, Fagales, Juglandaceae.